Molecule: messenger RNA, 2145 nt
Organism: Heteronotia binoei (common prickly gecko)
Lineage: Eukaryota; Metazoa; Chordata; Lepidosauria; Squamata; Gekkonidae
Gene: ETS1
Product: ETS proto-oncogene 1, transcription factor
Exons: 9
Coding region: 30-1490 (486 amino acids)
Biological process (GO): cell differentiation; regulation of transcription by RNA polymerase II
Cellular component (GO): nucleus
Molecular function (GO): DNA-binding transcription factor activity, RNA polymerase II-specific; sequence-specific DNA binding
Source: RefSeq, a predicted model, not a curated record
UUUUUUCCCCAUUUCUGCAGAUAUCUCAGAUGAUGAGUUACUACAUGGACACAGCGGUUGAAAAUCCGGCUCCCUAUCCUCUCUCCCGUCACGUAGUUAUGAGGCAAGGAGAUGCCAUUGCCUAUGAAGAUCCUUGGAUGACCUGUGGGUUCCAGUCCACCUGCUACCAGCAGAGGGCGUUCUAUCCACUCUGGGAUGAGACAGCCAUUCAGGAAGUGCCCACGGGGCUAGACUAUCACAACACAGAUAUGGAAUGUGCAGAUGUGCCUUUGUUAACUCCAAGCAGCAAGGAGAUGAUGUCACAGGCAUUGAAAGCCACCUUCAGCGGCUUUGCAAAAGAACAGCAACGCUUGGGAAUUCCCAAAGAUCCUCAGCAAUGGACCGAGACCCAUGUACGGGACUGGGUGAUGUGGGCAGUGAACGAAUUCAGCCUGAAGGAUGUAGACUUCCAGAAGUUCUGUAUGAAUGGAGCUGCCUUGUGCGGGCUGGGCAAGGACUGCUUCAUUGAACUGGCACCAGACUUUGUAGGAGAUAUUCUCUGGGAACAUCUGGAGAUCCUGCAGAAAGAAGAGGCAAAGCCAUACCCAGCAAACGGCGUGAACCCCACCUAUCCAGAAUCCCGCUAUACAUCAGAUUACUUCAUUAGUUAUGGUAUUGAACAUGCUCAGUGUGUUCCUCCCUCAGAGUUCUCAGAGCCCAGUUUCAUCACAGAGUCUUACCAGACCCUCCAUCCAAUCAGCUCGGAAGAGCUCCUGUCCCUCAAAUAUGAGACUGACUACCCGUCUGUCCUCCUCCGGGACCCGGUGCAGAUGGACGCCUUGCAGACAGACUACUUCACAAUCAAGCAGGAGGUGGUGACACCAGACAACAUGUGCAUGGGGCGUGCCAGCCGAGGUAAACUUGGUGGCCAGGAUUCCUUUGAAAGCAUAGAGAGCUACGACAGUUGUGACCGGCUGACACAGUCCUGGAACAGCCAGUCGUCUUUCCAGAGCCUCCAACGCGUCCCCUCUUACGACAGCUUCGAUUCGGAGGACUACCCAGUGGCCCUGCCAAACCACAAGCCCAAGGGCACCUUUAAGGACUAUGUGCGAGACCGAGCCGACAUGAACAAGGACAAACCUGUCAUCCCUGCUGCUGCCCUGGCUGGCUAUACAGGUAGUGGACCCAUUCAACUGUGGCAAUUCUUGCUGGAGCUUCUCACGGACAAGUCCUGCCAGUCUUUUAUCAGCUGGACAGGCGAUGGUUGGGAAUUCAAACUCUCCGAUCCUGAUGAGGUUGCAAGAAGAUGGGGCAAGAGGAAAAACAAGCCAAAAAUGAACUACGAGAAGCUGAGCCGUGGAUUGCGCUAUUACUACGACAAGAACAUAAUCCACAAGACUGCGGGGAAACGGUACGUUUACCGUUUUGUGUGCGACCUGCAGAGCUUGCUGGGAUACACACCUGAAGAACUCCAUGCCAUGUUGGACGUCAAACCCGAUGCCGAUGAAUGAACGGGAGGCGGGGACUGCAAAGAAGCUCUUGCAGAAGAUUCCAUGCGUCCAUCUAGAAAUCCUAUUGGACUUUCUACUUCCUUUUUCACUGCCAUGAUGUUCUAUUGGAGAGAAACUCAGCAUUUAAGUUGGUGGCACAGGGAUGGGUUAUACUAAGUGUUUGGAUGAGACUGUGACAUAGUUUUAGUUGGGGGGGGGGAGAGAGAAAGAGCUUUUGCAUGUGAAGGUUCUUGGAGAAUGUUAUUGGAGGUUGAAAUUUCAAAAGUUGGGGGGGAGGGAGGGAAGAGCUUAAACGUUUUGUUUGUUUUUAAAACCACCCUGCUGCAGUUAUUUAAUGCAUUUAUUGAUCACCCACAACCUGGGAUCCUAAGCUGACAAUCCACAAUGUUGAAAACCUCCCAAGGAAAGAUUUUCGGGAGAGUGAGGGAGAUAGUCUUAAGGGCACAGAAUGUUUUACAUUGCAGGGAAAACACAUUGGAAUAGCCAAUAACUGUGGUCCUAGCUUAUUGCAUUUCAAAAAAAGGCAGAUUUUCAUCAGGAGGGGACCAAAUCUUUUUUUUUUAUUAUUUGUAAAAAAAAAUGUUAUUUUAUUAAUUUUUGUGCCAGUAUUUUUUAAAAAAUAGUCUUAAGCUCAAAGACGGUCUCAGUAUUGCAA